Molecule: messenger RNA, 1841 nt
Organism: Malus domestica (apple)
Lineage: Eukaryota; Viridiplantae; Streptophyta; Magnoliopsida; Rosales; Rosaceae
Biological process (GO): U6 snRNA 3'-end processing
Cellular component (GO): nucleus
Molecular function (GO): 3'-5'-RNA exonuclease activity
Source: RefSeq, a predicted model, not a curated record
UUUCUCUUUGAUUGUUUUUCCCUCCUAAUCGCGCAGUUCGAAAUCACGGACCUCGGGCCUCGGCCUAGUGGGCCCAAUUAUGAGGCCCAUUAUCUCCGGUCUUCUCGUUCUACUUCUAGUUACCCAAAUUAAGAACGUACUGGUUCGCUUUUAGCGCGAGAGAGAAAUGGAGGCCCUGAUUGCCUCGUACGGAGACUCGUCGUCGGGCUCAGACUCCGAGUCGCCGGCUCCACCUUCACCACCACCUCCGGAGCUCAACAACCCUCAAGAACCGACCCCUGCGCUGCCUCCACCUCCUCUUUCACUUCUCGACAGCCCCAAUUCCUUCGGAUUUCUGGACUUAUCGGCAAGCGCCCAGCCGAGCAGAGUUCGGAACUUUCCUCACGUCGAAGGGAACUACGCAGUACAUGUAUACAUCCCAGUUUAUAUACCACCAGCACCAAGGAAAGAGAUGGCCUUGUUUUUGAACAAGCUAGCUUCUCUGGUGCCUGGUCUCCAUGCGGUUGACGUUGACUUCCCGCUUGACAUUCUGCGUAAGGACGAGCACAAGCUUGAACAAGUUGCUUUAGGCAGAGAGUUCCAUAUAAGUCUCGGAAGAACUGUUCCGAUUCGGGUGCACCAGAUUGAUUCCUUGGUGACAAUGCUGCGGCAGAAGCUUCAGAUUCAGAGGCGGUAUUGGAUUGAUUUUAGCAAGUGGGAGGUUUUUGUUAAUGAUGAUCAGACCCGGACCUUUGUGUCUAUCGAAAUCAUUGCUGCUGGGUUAGCUGAGAUCUGCGACAUCCCAACGAUGACCCGCCCACCCAACAACUCUGCUCGUGACUUGCAACACCUCUCGUACCCUCCACGCCCCUUGAGGCCCGUCAGACCACUCUGAUAUCCUGGAGAGAUAACAAAGCAGAUUCAAGCUGUGAAUGAGGUGUAUAAGCUUUUUCGUGUUUUUCAAACUCGAAAAACAAGAUUGUGCCUGAAUACUACUCAUUGCUCAAAAAACUAAAUCACUUCAUGGGGUGUUGGUGAUCACAGGAUCCGCGCCCUCACAUCUCGGUAGCUUGGGCAUUGGGUGACAUCAGCAAUUCCCUGAAGAAAGUGGUUGAAGAAGAAAGACGAAGAUCUACCAUCGGAGGAUCGUUACAGAAAUGUAUUUUUACCAGUAAAUUCAAUGGUAUCGAAUGUAGGAUUGGUAAUAAGACACAAAAUAUGUAAAUUUUCUGAACAAUAAUGUAGCCAUUUAACUGUAUCGUGAAAUUCCGAGAAUAUAUCGCUGAGCAUUGGAUGAGAAGACAUUUCUUUGUUGGUGUCGAACUUCUUGUCGAAGGUAUUGGCACCAGUGUAAACGUCAUCAUCCAUGUUGAUGGUAAUUACUUCCCAGCUACCAAGGGUGUCGGAACAACCUUGCACGCAGCCUCCUGUGCAUUACUUAAUAUUGUCUCAGUUUCUCCAAACUUGAAUGCUCCUGUAAACCCACUCUUGACCUUUCCGUCAUCUGCAAUUACAGGAAAGCUGGCUAGGAUGUUGCCGUUAACCUACCUAACUGGCUAGGAUGUAGCCGUCAUCUCCAAACUUAAAAGACCGGAAAGCCGGCUCCAAACCUCAAUGUGCUACUAGUUUUUGUAUGCGAGAGCUCCACCUCCAUUGUUGUAACAGCAUCUGAUGCGGACUAGUCCUUCAUUCCCGUUACUCUUUGCUAUCUCCACUUCAAACUUGGCGUAAUGGCUCCCGGCCGCCUCUCCGGUGAAAUUGAGAAACCCUGGGAAACCCUGGAGCUAGGCGUUUUCAUUCUGUUGUCCGUAUAUCUUGAUAUUACAAGUAUUUGUUGUGCAAAAUGCAAGCUAAGUUCAAGU